AUGGCUACUCUUGAAGAUCACAACUACACAAAAACGCAGCUACCGGCUGGGAAGCUGGGCGAGCCUGUCGUGUACUCCAUCCCGGAGGUCCCGGUUACCGUCCAACGCAAGCCUUUCCUACAACCAGAGAACGACAAGAAGCUUGCCCAUACCGGUACUCCAAGAGCUAACCUUGCUGCAACUUAUGAAAAGCCCAAUGGCACUACGGAGAACGGUUGGGCGCAGAGACAUCGCCACCAAACUGUUCUCCAACAGCAUUGCGACUUUUUCGACGCUGACAAAGAUGGCGUAAUCUAUCCCAUUGAUACUUUCUGGGGUUUUCACAAACUUGGUUUCGGGGUUUUCCUCUCCCUUCUCUCUGUCUUCAUCAUCCACAGCAAUUUCUCGUAUCCAACCUUGUCCGGCUACCUCCCUGAUCCUUUGUUUCGUAUCUAUACCGCGAACAUCCACAAGGACAAGCAUGGCAGUGACACCAACACCUACGACACCGAGGGUCGCUUUAACCCGCAAAAGUUUGAAGACAUAUUCUCCAAGUAUGCUGGAGGCAGAGACUACAUGACCAUCUGGGACGUUCUUGCAAUGUUGAAGGGUCAAAGACUUGUUGCCGAUCCAAUUGGCUGGGGUGGCGCUUUCUUCGAAUGGUUGGCUACGUAUAUCAUGCUGUGGCCCGCCGAUGGUCGCAUGACGAAGGAAGACAUCCGUGGUAUUUAUGACGGCAGCAUCUUCUACACCAUUGCUGCUCGCAGGUCUCAGAAAUGA
This is a messenger RNA of Colletotrichum spaethianum, 759 nucleotides long. Its product is annotated as peroxygenase 1. The transcript is spliced from 5 exons. Gene Ontology annotation, molecular function: calcium ion binding; monooxygenase activity. The coding region runs from base 1 to 759 and encodes 252 amino acids. Lineage: Eukaryota; Fungi; Ascomycota; Sordariomycetes; Glomerellales; Glomerellaceae. The record is from RefSeq and is a predicted model, not a curated record.